AUGGCUUUUCUGUUUGUGUUUGUUGCCAUUGUGUUGUGGGGUUGUGCUGCGGGUAAAGAGUGCACAAACAAUCUUGCUCAAUCACAUACUUUCCGUUUCCAGUUAUUAACAUCCAACAAUGAAACUUGGAAGGCAAAGGUGAUGUCACUUUAUCAUUUGACACCAACGGUAGAUCAUGUUUGGACAGAUUUGCCACCAAGGAAAUUGUUGAAAGAGGAAGACCAACAACAUUGGACUACGAUGAUGUACGAGAAAAUAACAAAAGAGUGUGUGUUGAAGCCACCCCAAGGUUUUCUUAAACAGGUGUCUCUGCAUGAUGUGAGAUUGCAAGAAGGAUCAAUUCAUGCUCAGGCACAACAGACAAACUUGGAGUAUCUGUUGAUGUUAGAUGUGGACAGGUUGCUCUGGAGCUUCAGGAAAACAGCUGGUCUUCCAACACCUGGAAUACCAUAUGGAGGGUGGGAAGAUCCAAAAAUGGAGAUCCGGGGUCAUUUUGUUGGGCACUACCUAAGUGCAUCAGCUCUUAUGUGGGCCAGCACACAUAAUGAUAGCCUGAAGAAGAAAAUGUCAGCUCUUGUUGCCAAUCUCUCUCUGUGUCAGAAGAAAAUAGGCACAGGAUAUCUCUCUGCCUUUCCAUCUGAGUUUUUUGAUCGAUUUGAAGCUACUAAAUAUGUUUGGGCUCCCUAUUACACCAUUCACAAGAUCUUGGCUGGCCUUUUGGAUCAACAUUCUGUAGCUGAAAAUCCUCAAGCUCUAAAUAUGGUGACAUGGAUGGUUGAUUACUUUUACAGCCGAGUGCAGAAUGUUAUAACAAAGUAUAGUAUAAGUAGACACUAUGAAUCACAGAAUGAGGAAACUGGAGGAAUGAAUGAUGUCCUUUACAAACUAUAUAGCAUAACGGGAAAUCCAAAGCAUCUAUUGUUGGCUCACCUUUUUGACAAGCCAUGCUUUCUAGGAUUGCUUGCAAUGAAGGCUAAUGAUAUAGCUGAUUUUCAUGUUAAUACACAUAUCCCAGUGGUUAUAGGAUCUCAGAUGCGCUAUGAAGUCACCGGUGAUCCACUUUAUAAGGAAAUUGGAACAUUCUUUAUGGAUCUUGUUAACUCUUCUCACACAUAUGCAACUGGAGGGACAUCGGUUGAAGAGUUUUGGAGUAAUCCAAAGAGAAUGGCAGACACCCUAAAAACAACGGAGAAUGAGGAAUCAUGCACAACAUAUAAUAUGUUGAAGGUUUCACGCCACUUGUUUAGAUGGACGAAAAAGGUAUCUUAUGCAGAUUAUUAUGAGCGUGCCUUAACAAAUGGUGUGUUAAGCAUUCAAAGAGGAAGAGAACCUGGAGUGAUGCUAUACAUGCUUCCACAGGGUCGUGGGGUUUCCAAAGCUAAAACUAACCUUGGUUGGGGAAACAAAUUUGACAGUUUUUGGUGCUGUUAUGGAACAGGAAUUGAAUCAUUCUCAAAGCUAGGAGAUUCUAUCUAUUUUGAAGAGGAAGGGGGAAAUCCUGCUCUUUACAUCAUCCAGUACAUAUCAAGCUUGUUUAAUUGGAAGUCAGAACAAAUUAUCCUUAAUCAGACAGUUGUUCCUGUUGCUUCAUGGGAUCCUUUCCUACGAGUGUCUUUUACAUUAUCUCCUACCAAGGUGCUUAAAAUUUCUACUUCGUCAACACUCAACUUUCGAAUACCAACUUGGACGCAUAGGGAUGGUGCUAAGGGCAUGUUAAAUAAUGAAACUUUAUCUCUGCCAACUCCAGGAAAUUUUUUAUCAAUCAAGCGAAGAUGGAACGCUGGAGACCAACUGACCCUUCAAUUGCCCAUUCCGCUCAAAACAGAAACUAUAAAAGAUGACAGGUCUAAGUAUGCCUCUGUUAAAGCAAUUCUUUAUGGUCCUUAUCUUCUUGCUGGUCACACCACUGGUGAUUGGGACAUUAAAGCUGGACCUAAUGCAUCUUUGGCAAAUUGGAUUACUCCAAUUUCAGCCAGCUACAAUAGUCAGUUAUUCUAUUUUUCACAAGAUUAUGCAAACUCAACUUUUGUCUUAACAAACUCAAACCAAUCAUUUACAAUGAAAAAUUUGCCCAAGCUUGGAAGUAAUUUGGCUCUCCAUGCAACUUUUAGAGUUAUCCAAAGAGAAUCAUCUUCAAAAUUCUCAACAUUAACAUAUGCUAUUGGUAAAACAGUGAUGUUAGAGCCAUUUGACCAUCCAGGAAUGAGAGUGAUUCACCAGGGAACAGAAAAUCCUCUUAGCAUUGUAGAUUCAUCAUCUGAUGGGUCUUCUGAUUUUCUUCUUGUGCCAGGAUUAGAUGGAAGAAAAGAAACCAUAUCUUUAGAGUCCAAAAGUCAGAAUGGUUGCUUCGUCCAUAGUGGUAUUCACAUUGGCAGAGGAGUGAAACUUAGUUGCAAGUCUAAUUCUGAUGCUACAUUUAAACAUUCAACAAGUUUUAUUGCAAGGAGAGGAUUAACUGAAUAUAAUCCAAUCAGUUUUGUGGCCAGAGGGGUAAACAAGAAUUUUCUUCUACAGUCAUUAUUUGCCUUUAGAGAUGAGCCCUAUACGGUUUAUUUCAACAUCAAGGAUUGA
This is a messenger RNA of Abrus precatorius (Indian licorice), 2571 nucleotides long. RefSeq lists its product as uncharacterized. The transcript has 12 exons. The coding region runs from base 1 to 2571 and encodes 856 amino acids. Lineage: Eukaryota; Viridiplantae; Streptophyta; Magnoliopsida; Fabales; Fabaceae. Gene Ontology annotation, molecular function: alpha-L-arabinofuranosidase activity. The record is from RefSeq and is a predicted model, not a curated record. Gene Ontology annotation, biological process: L-arabinose metabolic process.